AAUAUAAAUCAAAAAUUUCAAAAGCGGAAAGCUGAUUAAAAACCAAAUACGACCACAGACCUCUCCCCAUCAUCAAUAAUUUAUACGCGCACUGUUAAUAAAUGCAAUAGCAUCUCCUUUCUCUCUCUCUCUCUCUCUCGCUCUCUCUCUCCCCUCUUUUGAGCUGAGUGACGAACCAGUAGUAGAUCUAGAUCCCAACCCCAACAUCUUUCAACUCACUUCAUCCGAUCGUUCAUCUCAGUCUUGCAGGGUCGCUGUUGUUAAAAUAACCAUGUCAAGAAGGCCCUCCCGACGUUUUGGAGAUGGUGCGAAUAUUCCAUUUAUGGGCUCCUUGCAUCCCAAAGCUCGCUCGUCACCAUUAUUAUCUGUUGGACUUGUGCUUGUGGGUGCAUUUCUCAUAAUUGGGUAUCUGUACAGUGGUUCAGGUGGAUCUAGCAGUCAAGAUGCCGUUAGUAAACUUGAAGGCGGUGUUUCAUGCACAUUAGAAGUUCAAAAAGCACUGCCUAUUCUGAAGAAAGCAUAUGGGGACAGCAUGCGUAAAGUACUGCAUGUGGGCCCUGACACCUGUUCGGUGGUAUCUGCAUUACUAAAAGAAGAGGAUACUGAAGCCUGGGGUGUGGAACCAUAUGACUUGGAGGAUGCUGAUAGCAACUGCAAGAGUCUAGUGCACAGAGGCAUUGUUCGGCUGGCUGAUAUAAAGUUUCCUCUUCCCUACCGACCGAAAUCAUUUUCUCUAGUCAUAGUUUCAGACGCAUUGGAUUAUCUGUCACCAAAGUACCUAAACAGGUCUCUGCCGGAGUUGGCGAGGGUAUCAGCUGAAGGUUUUGUCGUUUUUACUGGUUAUCCAGGUCAGCAUAGAGCUAAAGUGGCAGAGUUAUCCAAAUUUGGUCGACCAGCCAAACUGCGAAGCUCAUCUUGGUGGAUAAGGUACUUUGUGCAGACCAGCUUAGAAGAGAACGAAGCUGCUACUAAGAAGUUUGAGCAAGCUGCAACCAAGAGAUCGUACAAGCCUGCCUGCCAAGUUUUCCACCUCAAAUCGUACCAUUGAAAUGUCUCGAUAACAUCUUGGCAAAAAAAUUAUGAUGAGAAAUGUCUUCAGUUCACGAGAAAUAUAUUACAUAUCAUGUUAAGUUUUGUUUUGAUGCUUAAUUUAUGCAACACUAGAUAUCUUUUACCCGAAAAAAAAAAUCUGCAGGGAGCCUUGGUAAGAUGUAAUAGUGUUUCGGGUUCUUGCUUCCCAAUGCUGGAGCUUGUUGUAGGCCAAAUGCUGAUUCUGUUUAGUAUAUUCCAACUUAAUCUGCUAGUUUGAUUAGUAUAUAGGAGAAAACUGACCACUAUUCUUUCAAUAAUUUGAAAUGAUGUCUUCUUUUU
Molecule: messenger RNA, 1371 nt
Organism: Rhododendron vialii
Lineage: Eukaryota; Viridiplantae; Streptophyta; Magnoliopsida; Ericales; Ericaceae
Product: probable pectin methylesterase CGR3
Exons: 7
Coding region: 272-1048 (258 amino acids)
Biological process (GO): pectin metabolic process
Molecular function (GO): methyltransferase activity
Source: RefSeq, a predicted model, not a curated record